Messenger RNA from Archocentrus centrarchus (flier cichlid), 2394 nucleotides. RefSeq names its product VPS33A core subunit of CORVET and HOPS complexes (gene vps33a). The record is from RefSeq and is a predicted model, not a curated record. Gene Ontology annotation, biological process: vesicle-mediated transport. The transcript is spliced from 13 exons. NCBI's taxonomy places the organism in Eukaryota, Metazoa, Chordata, Actinopteri, Cichliformes, Cichlidae. The coding region runs from base 7 to 1839 and encodes 610 amino acids.
AGUCACAUGAUUUGCUGCGCUGCCAAUAAGGAAGAAAUGGCCGCUCACUUGUCGUACGGUAGAGUGAAUUUAAACAUAUUGAGAGAAGCAGCACGAAAAGAACUUCGGGAGUUUUUGGACAAAUGUGCGGGAAGCAAGGCCAUAGUUUGGGAUGAAUAUCUAACGGGACCUUUUGGACUAAUAGCUCAGUACUCUCUACUGAAGGAACAUGAAGUGGAAAAGAUGUUCACCCUCAAGAGUGGGAGGCUUCCCCCUGCUGAUGUCAAAAAUAUCAUCUUCUUUGUCCGGCCCCGACUGGAGCUUAUGGACAUUAUUGCAGACAAUAUAACCAGUGAGGAUAGGCACCAUUCAUCCCGAGACUUUCAUAUCUUGUUCGUGCCCCGGCGGAGCAUGCUGUGUGAACAGCGGCUGAAGGAGCAGGGCGUGCUGGGCUCUUUCAUCAACAUCGAUGAGUAUAUCCUGGACCUGAUUCCCUACGAUGGGGACCUGCUCUCCAUGGAGUAUGAAAGUGCUUUCAGGGAGUGCUACCUGGAAAAUGACCAAACAAGCCUGUACCACACAGCCAAAGGUCUCAUGACCCUGCAGGCUCUGUAUGGCACCAUUCCACAGAUAUACGGGAAAGGAGAUUGUGCACGGCUUGUUGCCAACAUGAUGUUGAGAAUGAAGAGAGAGUUUGCUGGCAGUCAGAAUCAGAUCCUGCCCGUGUUUGAUAGUCUUCUUCUCCUUGAUCGUAACGUUGACCUGCUCACCCCUCUGGCCACGCAGCUCACCUAUGAGGGUCUCAUUGAUGAGAUUUAUGGAAUCAAUAAUGGUUAUGUCAAGCUGCCUCCUGAGAAGUUUGCGCAGAAGAAGCAAGGUGAAGCGAGUAAAGAUUUACCAACAGAGCCCAAGAAGUUACAGCUCAACUCAGCAGAGGAGCUGUACGCAGAAAUCCGGGACAAAAAUUUUAAUGCUGUUGGAGCAGCACUCAGCAAGAAGGCCAAAAUAAUAUCUGCUGCCUUUGAGGAGCGCCAUAAUGCUAAAACAGUGGGCGAAAUAAAGCAGUUUGUCUCUCAGCUGCCUCACAUGCAGGCAGCGCGAAGCUCUCUGGCUAACCACACUUCUAUAGCCGAGCUGAUCAAAGACAUCACAACGUCCGAGGCCUUCUUUGAUAAUCUAACAGUGGAGCAGGAAUUUAUGACUGGUGUGGACACAGACAAGGUGAACACGUAUAUAGAAGACUGUAUUGCCCAGAAGGAUCCCCUGAUCAAAAUCCUGCGUCUGGUGUCUAUGCAGUCAGUCUGCAACAAUGGCCUCAAGCACAAGGUGUUGGACUACUACAAGAGAGAGAUUCUCCAGACCUAUGGUUAUGAGCACAUGCUCACGCUAAACAACCUAGAGAAGGCUGGUCUUUUGAAGCCACAGACAAGCUCGCGGAAUAACUACCCCACUAUUAGAAAAACCCUUAAACUGUGGAUGGAGGAUGCCAACGAGCAGAACCCCAACGACAUCUCAUAUGUGUACAGUGGCUACGCUCCACUUAGCAUCCGCCUGACUCAGAUCUUGGCGCGACCUGGGUGGCGCAGCAUCGAAGAGGUGCUGAAAAUGCUUCCCGGCCCCCACUUUGAGGAGAGACAGCAGCUUCCUUCUGGGCUUCAUAAGAAACGUCAGCAGGGAGAGAAUCGGACAACGCUGGUGUUCUUCCUCGGUGGAGUGACGUAUGCAGAAAUAGCCGCUCUCCGUUUCCUCUCCCAGGUGGAAGACAGCGGGAUGGAGUAUGUUAUAGCCACCACGAAGCUCAUAAAUGGCACAACUUGGAUCAAAUCCCUCAUGGACCGCCCUGAAUGCCAGGCACAAUGAGUCACCUGCACGUACACCUGGCCACAUCAAACAGCCCAUGUACCAGAAAAGCUCAGCUGCUCUUUUGGGGUUUUUUUUUUUUAUGUCUACAUCACUGUACUGCAGGUGUUUCAUUGAUGUCUCUUGUAGUUAAACAGUAGCCGACUCUUUAAAACGCACCCUGUGAAAAUUUAUUGUAAACAAAGUUAUGUCAGCAGUACCAACUGUGACACUGCAGUUUUAUCCAUGUUCAAGAUCCACUCAUAGAAAUAUUGCUCCUAACCUUUAUCUGCCACCAACUGUAUAUAAAAGACUGAUGAAGCCACAGUGACGUCACCCUUUGGUUUGUGAAGCCUCGUGUUUGUAUCGGCUAUUGCCAUCUCAACUUUUUUAUUUUAUUUUAUUUGUUAAACUUAAUGUGUUUACUGUGGGGUAGAUCUUAUAGGAUAGUAACUUGCCCAUCAAGGUAGCUCUAAAGCAUACCCAGCUUUAUCCUCUGAUUUGUUUCAAACAAGACACUAAUUUACAAAAUUAAACAUGUUUUUCUUUAAAAAGAGGAAAAAAAAAAAAAAAAAG